CCAACUUUAUAAGUUAAAAGUGUCAUGUCACAGCCGGUUGACACCAGAAACGAUGUGUCAGAUACCCAGCGAUUCACCCGAGGCGGGCGCCGAAAGCGCAACGAGUACGCUCUGGUCGCCUGUAUGCUAUGCAAGUCUCGAAAAGUCAAAUGUGACGGCCAAUGGCCCUGCCAGCGCUGUACCAAGCGUGGCGUGGAGUGUUCCUACCCGCGUCGUGGCAACAUACCCAGCAUGAGCCCGAUACCCACAGAAAUGAGCUUAGAGAUGGGAUACUCUCCAUCAACUGAGGACGGAGCAACGCCUCGCAUAUCUGUGACUUCAGGCGGCGCUACCUCGAGCGAAGCAUCUCGUCUACCUGCGCGGACCAGUAACAGUCUAAGCGCCUCACUACAAAGUCCUGCAGCUACCGACAGAUCUCCUACGGCUCGCCGCUCAAGCUUUGUUGAUACUUUCAGCUUAGCCAGAUCCUGCCUCGAAACUAACGGUAUCGUGGACCAAGCCGAGAAGGACGUCCAGGGUCCAGCGAGCAAACCAUGUCUGACAUUAGAGCAAUCUCUUGCUUCUGCAAGUGAUGACUGCUUGGAAUCAAUCCUGGAGCUGGGUUACGACAAAGCUCGACAGCUGUUCAUUACCUUUGCGGAGACCAUUUAUCCCGUUUACCCGUGUGUUGAUCUUCACUCGACAGAACCGGUUUUGGAUGCGGUAUUCGGACGUUCUGCUCACCACGCGGCACAACUACCUUCUGUUAACCUGAAUAAAGUGGAUAUUAUCAAAGCCCUGCUAGGGCUUACUCUCCUUGUUGAAAAUGAUAGCACAAGCCCUCUCGCACGCCACCUCCAACGCUACGUCGAUUGGUCGGUGGAGAAGCUCGUUAUGGGCAAAGGCCCAGAUCCUGAAGAUGUUGUCAUGGCUACCUUGAUGAGCCUGUACUUCUUCCACAAAUCUGAACAUAUGAGGGCGUGGCGACUCAUCAGUCUAGCAUCGAGAACAUGUUUCGAACUUGGUCUUCAUCAAGCGCCAGAAGAGGUUCAGAAGACUGUCGAAAUCCCUGGUUCAUUUUCCCCACGAGAGCUAUUCUGCUGUGUAUACGUACUAGACAGGACGUUUUCUUUCGCAACGGACCUUCCCCAUACCACGAAAGACGAAGACAUAGAUGAGAAGUGCUUCGAUCUUGGAACUUCCGCGCCCUUCCUAGUCGUAACCAUGGAAUACACACGUCUAAACUCGGAGAUAAUCGGACUGCUGAAGCCUUCAACCAAGAGCGUUGCAGAAGGUCGGCAACAUAAAGAGUAUCUCGAUUACAAAGUGCAACGGCUACGCGACCAAUUCCGAGACCUCACGGCGGCCGCCCGAUCUACACCUUUACCUAGCAAGCCUUGGGAUCCUCUUCAGAAUGAGGUACUUAUGAAUGACCUAGAAACCUUUUUAGAAGUACGGAUCUGUCACGCUCGAAUACUACUACGCAAACCUCUCCUUCACUCAUACAAAGGUGAUCGAGAGAAGACAGCAGCCGCAGCAGUCUGUAUCCAGUGCGCCAAAGCUACCAUCUUUCUGUGCUCUGGUGUAAUCAAUAAGGCGGUCCCGUUAAAGUGUCUUCGAAGCUCAUACGAAUAUUUUACCGUAUCGUCACUCGCUAUAAUCCUGCUGGUCGUUUCUCAGGACCCAGAAACCUAUGGACCAGAGAGUAGAGAUGCAUUUCAAGAAGCGAUCAGAAUACUUCAGGUAUCGAAAUGUCGAAACUUUGCAUCUGGGAAUUUGUGCUUUACAUUUGAGCAACUUAUCAGGAUUGGGGAGCGCCUUCACAUGCCUAAAGAUAGCAACACGCCACUAUUACAAGACUUUGGAGAUAUCGAUAUGGGGCAGCUCUUGGUGGAUCCUCAAUGUGUUGGAUCAGGCGAUCUGCAGACUCUGGAUGAUAGUAUAUUCGGGCUAUUUGGGAUGAACAGAAACUGGCCUGCCAAUAAUAGCUAUAUCUGAGAUCUAUAUGGCAUAAAUCCUAUGAUCUAGGAGCAAGUAUAUGCAUGGCCAAUACAACCUAAAGCGGGUGCUUGAUGACAACCUUGGUCAAGCUGACCUUUCCUUCAUUCACAUCCUUGAUAGCCUGUAUUCCCUUCUCAGCCCCCUCCACAAUCUUGACAUUGG
This is a messenger RNA of Fusarium odoratissimum NRRL 54006, 2142 nucleotides long. RefSeq lists its product as uncharacterized. NCBI's taxonomy places the organism in Eukaryota, Fungi, Ascomycota, Sordariomycetes, Hypocreales, Nectriaceae. Gene Ontology annotation, molecular function: DNA-binding transcription factor activity, RNA polymerase II-specific; zinc ion binding; RNA polymerase II cis-regulatory region sequence-specific DNA binding. Gene Ontology annotation, cellular component: nucleus. Gene Ontology annotation, biological process: DNA-templated transcription; positive regulation of transcription from RNA polymerase II promoter by galactose. The transcript is spliced from 6 exons. Bases 25 to 1977 code for a protein of 650 amino acids. The record is from RefSeq and is a predicted model, not a curated record.